UUUGGGGCUUGUCCUACCUCUUCCUCCCAUGGCUGGUCCUGUGGCUGAAGUGACAGCUGCCCCUGUGAAGAUGCACUGGUGGAAAGGGAUGGUGGUGGUCCUUUUGCUCUGCUUGCUGCUGCUCGGCCAGACACACUGUGCUUCCCUGCACCACCGACAGCCUCACCUCACCAGACAGAGAAGGAUGACUCCCUUCUGGAGAGGAGUCUCACUGCGACCCGUGGGAGCCUCGUGCAGGGAUAACAGCGAGUGCAUCACAAUGCUCUGCAGGAAGAAUCGCUGUUUCCUCAGAGCAGCCUCGGAGUGACCUGUCCUGCUGAAGAACACCCCUCGCUGUUACUGCUGACUCUGCUCCCCUCCACUUGGGAAAUAUUUAUGGACCGUGCAGCAGCUAGAACAGUGCCUCCAGCAACCAGUGUACUGAACAACUCUGUCACAGGAGCUGAUGAAAGGACUUCAAAGAGCUUGAGAGCAUUUCCCCACCAAGGCUGCAUCACUGGAGCAGAUGCUUCGGGGUGACUCUGGCCAAGCUCAAUAAAAGGACUCUGCCUCUUCUCUUCGUUUUGGGUUUUUUUGUAAGAGUUCAUUUUAUUUUUUUAA
Messenger RNA from Dryobates pubescens (Downy woodpecker), 600 nucleotides. RefSeq names its product liver enriched antimicrobial peptide 2 (gene LEAP2). The record is from RefSeq and is a predicted model, not a curated record. Bases 29 to 307 code for a protein of 92 amino acids. The transcript has 3 exons. NCBI's taxonomy places the organism in Eukaryota, Metazoa, Chordata, Aves, Piciformes, Picidae. Gene Ontology annotation, biological process: defense response to bacterium; antimicrobial humoral immune response mediated by antimicrobial peptide.